This is a messenger RNA of Eucalyptus grandis, 2833 nucleotides long. Its product is annotated as probable receptor-like protein kinase At1g11050. The transcript has a single exon. The record is from RefSeq and is a predicted model, not a curated record. Gene Ontology annotation, biological process: protein phosphorylation. Bases 202 to 2208 code for a protein of 668 amino acids. Gene Ontology annotation, molecular function: ATP binding; protein kinase activity. Lineage: Eukaryota; Viridiplantae; Streptophyta; Magnoliopsida; Myrtales; Myrtaceae.
AUUCAACGGUGUUUGACCAGACAACGGAUGGGGGUGGCUGCUCCUUUCUUCCGUCCGCCUUUUGAAGCUCCGUUCAUGGCGUCUCCAUCUUCUCCCUUCUUGAACCACCUCCGUCUCCUUCGAUGCUCUCCAUCUCUCAUCAUCACCAUCUCUUUUCUCCAGCAGUAGAGCAAAGCAAGAAUCGCACCCAAGACGUCAGAGAUGAAUCCUGAAUCGGCGUCGCCCGCUACCAUCUCCUUCUCCUUCUUCUUUGCAGUUCUUUCUCUCUCUGCUUUCUCCCCAACUUCCGCCGCCGCCGCCGCCGCCCCCGCAGCGUCCGUGAACCCAGCGACAUGCCCUCUGGAUUUCAGCUACGUGCGCACAAUCCCUUGGGACACUUCGAAUUGCCAACACCCCAGCUUCAAACCCAACGCUUCCCUCAGCGACAAUUCUAAGGACCCCUGUUGCCAGAACCUCCUGUCCCUCCUCGGCGUUGGUUUGGCUCAGAGGCUCCGACAGACUUCCCUCUUCCAACUCCCAGACCUCAACUCCUCCAUUUCUUGCCUCCAAGGCUUUCAAUCCGCCCUCACUUCUCUCGCUCUCCCCACCGAUCUUGUUUCCUACUGCCUCGACCCUUCGCAGUUCCUCAUAACGCCCUAUAGUUGUGCCCACAUUCAUUCUACGCAGGACUGGGUCAGGGAACUCGGCAACUCGACUGCUCUUGAUUCGGCCUGCAAGCCCGACCUCACUGUUUUGACCAACUGUGACCAGUGCGUGUCUGCUGGUUUGAGUAUCCAAUCCCAGCUGCAAUCCAUCAGUGGUAAUAAUCCAAAUACUACGGAUUGCUUUUAUUUCACUGUUUUGUAUGCUGCUGGUAUUGUCAAUGCUUUCGGGCCCAAGGGUUUGUAUGGCUUGCUGACGUGCAUUAUGGCAUUGUCAACCGAUAACCAAGGGAGCUUGGCUAGUAAACGGCACACUAAUCUCGUUUUUGGCUUGAUUGGGGCUGGUGUCGCAGUCAUAGUCAUGUCUUGUUUGCUGGGUUUGUACUUUUGGUUUGAUAGGAUGUGGAAGAGGAGGAGGAGAAUUCAGGGGUCUAAUGCAGAUUAUAGUCUUGACCCGGAGGAAUCAGGGUCUAGGGCAAGACCAAGGCCUAACAUAGGGUGUAUUUGUUUCACAAUUCGCGAUCUUGAGAAAGCAACCAGCAACUUCUCGCAGAAGAAUUUCAUCAGGCUGGGGGCUUUUGGAUUGGUUUUCAAGGGAGUUCUAUCUGAUGGGACGGAGGUUGCCGUCAAGAGAAUUAUCGAAUCAGAUUUCCAGGGGGAUGCUGAGUUUUGCAAUGAGGUCGAGAUUAUUAGCAAUUUGAAGCAUAGGAAUUUGGUGCCACUUAGGGGAUGCUGUGUGGUAGAGGGAGAUGACGAUGAUGAUUAUGAUGAAAUGAGUGGCCAGAGAUAUAUUGUCUACGAUUACUUGCCAAAUGGUAAUCUCAAUGAUCAUCUUUUCCCAUCGCCCGAUAAUCAAAGUAGGAAAAAGACACUGACCUGGCCUCAAAGAAAAAGCAUUAUUUUGGACGUGGCAAGGGGGCUUGCUUAUUUGCACUAUGGGGUGAAACCUGCAAUAUAUCAUAGAGACAUUAAAGCGACAAACAUUUUGCUGGAUGCAGACAUGAGGGCAAGAGUCGCAGAUUUUGGGUUAGCAAAGCAAAGCGGAGAAGGACAAUCCCAUCUUACUACCAGGGUGGCUGGAACUCAUGGCUAUUUGGCUCCCGAGUAUGCACUUUAUGGACAGCUGACUGAAAAGAGUGAUGUCUAUAGUUUCGGAGUGGUUGUUUUGGAAACAAUGUGUGGUAGAAAGGCUCUUGAUUUGUCUUCUUCAGGGUCGCCACGGGCAUUUCUGAUAACAGAUUGGGUCUGGUCUCUGAUAAAAGCUGGGAAGAUAGAAGAAGCAUUUGAUCCUUCGUUGUUGAAAGCUGGAGAGUCUACAAAUUCGAACCCAAAGGGCAUAAUGGAGAGAUUUGUGCUGGUUGGAAUACUGUGUGCUCAUGUUAUGGUGGCUCUAAGGCCAUCCAUUUUGGAUGCACUGAAAAUGUUGGAAGGAGAUAUUGAAGUUCCUUCCAUCCCAGACAGGCCAACUCCCCUGGGACACCCAUCGUAUUGUGGCGAUAGCAACACUUUCGGCGUAUCACCUGCCUUAAGUGGGCUCAAAUUGAGCCCUGGAGACAUGCUCAGGUAACGGUAGUUGGGAAAAGUUGAAUGAUUGACCCCAUAUGUUUUAGACUGCUUAAAAGGUGCAUAGAUAAGGAAUUGUUCAUUGGGCAUCAAUAUAAGGAAGUAUGAGUUGGUUUUUUUAAAGUACUGGGUAAAAAAAGGUCCCUGCUCUGUAUACAGCCUUGUAAGAGUUGUGUACCAUGUACCACAGAAUAUCUGGCUAUCAAGAGUUUAUUCACAUGACCUCUGAAUUAGGAUAUAGUUCUAAUUACGAGAGACAUAUGGCUUUCAGCAUCUCUGUUGGAUCAGACUUGAUAGCUGUACUCCUGUUCUGUCCUAUCAGAAAGUUGGACAAUUAGGCAGGCAAAUUCACUUUAUAAGACAGGAAGAUGCUGAAUUUAAUAUCUGAAUAUUGCCUAUUCUUGCAUCUUUUCUUCCUUUAGGUGGUGAAUAUUAGUAAUAAAGAUAUGCUUAUAUAGGAAAUUUAGAGUGGUAUACGGUGCUUCAGAUCUGAUCUUGGGUCUUCCAUUCAUGCGAAGUCAAGUUUAAUUGGCUAGAUGACAAGAAGGAAGUGAACAAAAUGACCGAUUGCGGGAUAUAGAUGUCCUCAUUUUGUCUUCACUUGUUGGUGUUGCCAACUUGGAAAAAAA